UUUAACGGCUGGGAGUUGCUCCAAAAUGCCAUUUCUGAAGAGCAAAAAGCUGCUGGGUCAUAUUUCUGUUUCGAUUCAAUGAAAAAACUUAAAAGAGAGAGAUAAGGGUGUAGCUCCAGGUCAUUUUGACCAUGGCUGGAAGCUAAAGCAGGUCCAGAGCUGCCCUGAAAAUGUCUCCAGUGGAGCAAAGCCAGCUCUGCCUCCUGCUCCAGGCUUCUUUCAGGGUUGCAUCUGGUUCCCAAUGAUAAUGAUGAUGCCAACAUCAUGCUCCUGCCUGGGAUAAUCUCUCUUUUAUUACAUGUGUCCUGAUGGAGACAAACAUUGCUGGUUCUGCCUGUCCAGUUUCUUAUUUAACAGCUCCCAGGAACAGAGGGCUGCAUGGGGGAGAGAUGCUUGGAUUUUGGAAUAAACUCCUUGGGCAAGAAACCUGAGAUGUGACUCCUCAUCCUAAAAGGAGUCAGCUGAGAAACGCCCCCCUGCUCAAGCCCAAGCAAUGAUCAUGCCUGGCACAACCAACAGCCUCUCCAUCCUUCCCCAAAUAAAGCUCAUCCACUCUGGGCAGGGCUGCCUUUGGCUUCCUAUGGGCUCCUGAUGCUGUUGGAGAGGUCAGGAUCAGGCACAGGACAGUGCUCCCUUUCCUGGCUGAGUCCCCAGCUCUCCCUACCCAGCCCGCAGAGCAAUCAGCUAAAUGCUUUAUCCCUCUGCGGCCAGUCACACCAGGGAAAAAAAAAAAACAACAAACCAAACCAAAACAAAAAAACCCUGAAGUGAUCCCUUUGCUGGCCUGACACCUUAAAGCCUCUCACCUCUCCCUGUCUUUCAUCAGAGUUUUAAACUCCUUAGGAUGUCAUCACGUGCUCCAUAAAUAACAAAUAUAUAUAAGCAGGGGCUGUGGAGGAUGCAGCAGACAGAGGAGAGGAGGCAAAAACCCGGAUCCUCCUCUCCUGCCGGCGCUGAGACGGCAUCCCUGGAGGCAGGCGGGCAGGGAGCGGCUCAGCGACCCUGGCUGAUACUUCCACUGGCUAACAGUGCUGGAGGAGCUCGGCUGGAAUAAAGGGUGUGGGAGCCGGCAGAGGCUGCCCCGAACCGAGGGAGUGGUGGGAAGCCAGGCAGGAGAAGCAGGAGGAGGAGGAGGAGGAAGAGGAGGAGGAUGUCGGCACUCAGCGCGUUGCCCUUCCUGAAGCCGGUCCACCUGCGGUCGCCCCGCAGCUCGCCCGGGGGCCAGCGCCGGCACACGCUGCCCGCCAGCGAGUUCCGCUGCCUCAGCCCCGAGGACGCCGUCAGCGUGUUCGAGAUCGAGCGUGAAGCCUUUAUAUCGGUUUCUGGGGACUGUCCCCUGCACCUGGAUGAGAUCCGCCACUUUCUGAACCUGUGCCCGGAGCUGUCCCUCGGCUGGUUUGAAGAAGGGCGGCUCGUGGCAUUCAUCAUUGGCUCCCUCUGGGACCAGGAGAGGCUCAGCCAGGCAGCACUGACCCUGCACAAGCCGCAGGGCUCGGCCGUGCACAUCCACGUGCUGGCCGUGCACCGCACCGUCCGCCAGCAGGGCAAGGGCUCCAUCCUGAUGUGGCGCUACCUGCAGCACCUGCGCUGCCUGCCCUCCGCCCGCCGCGCCCUGCUCAUGUGCGAGCCUUUCCUCGUGCCCUUCUACCAGAAGUGUGGCUUCCAGGCGCUGGGGCCCUGCGGGGUCACCGUGGGGGACCUGGCCUUCGUGGAGAUGCAGCACCCCGUGCGGGGACACGCCUUCAUGCGCAGGAACAGCGGCUGCUGAGCCCCGCUGCCCCGGGGGAUGAGAGGCUGCAGCCCCUCUCCAUCCCCUCCACUGUGAGCCACCUUCCCUGGCUGGCCCUGGCUACAGCUGCUCCCUCUGCCACAUCUGCCUUCCAGCAACACCAACCUGGCCCCAUCCCAUCCCUGCAGGGCUGGGCAGGAAUUCCUGCCAGAUCCUGCUGGAAGCAUCAACUCCCUGGGCUCUGCUUUAGCCAGGGCUGCGCUGGCAGGUCUGGGUGGGCUGCAGGGCCACCAGCCCCCUGAGAUGGAAAGGCUUUGCCCUGGGAACAGCUGGGGGCUCUGCUGGUCUGGGGACACUUCCCCCCACCAUGGUUUGCUGAGACACCCAGCAAAGCCCCUGCAAACAUGGCAUCCCAACCUGGCACCCCUCCCACCAUCACCACCACCAUGAGCGGAGCACACCAUGGCCCAGCCCUCCCUGAGCAGCCCCCAGACCAGGCAGGGGCCGUGGCAGCCACCCCCCUGCCCACAGACGCCCUUCCAGCCCCCUUGGAGCACACCCUCAGCUGCACAUUGCAGAGCCUCCCCAGGGAACCAGUCCAAACCAUGGUCCUCCCUGUCCCAGACCCACAACCAGCCCAGGACAAGCCUUCUGCAAACAACUCAGGUUGUUGGAAAGCAGCAAAUAAAGAU
Messenger RNA from Vidua chalybeata, 2421 nucleotides. RefSeq names its product aralkylamine N-acetyltransferase (gene AANAT). Lineage: Eukaryota; Metazoa; Chordata; Aves; Passeriformes; Viduidae. Bases 1151 to 1768 code for a protein of 205 amino acids. Gene Ontology annotation, biological process: response to light stimulus; melatonin biosynthetic process; circadian rhythm. Gene Ontology annotation, molecular function: aralkylamine N-acetyltransferase activity. The transcript has 4 exons. The record is from RefSeq and is a predicted model, not a curated record. Gene Ontology annotation, cellular component: cytoplasm.